AGUACAAAAAAUUCUUGUUUACGAGGGAAAAAAUAAUUAAAUUAUGUUUAAAAAAGUUGGAAAAAAACAUUAAACCUCUUUCAAUCGAAAAUCCCACUACCAUUUUUGCUACUUUUGACUGUUCAUUACUACUUCCCUCAAGUUAUUGCUCAUUCAAACCUCUGUCUUCGUUUACCAGAAACGGCAACUCUUUUCAUUUUCUCUCUCCUCUUGCUGUGCAAAAAACCCUAAUCCUGCAUUGUUGAUCUGAUGCAAAUGUGGGUUUUAUUUUGUAGAAAGCGUUGAGUUGGGAUGCUAAGUUAAUGUAAAGGUGCUGUGGACUGUGGGUGGAGAUGGCAACUGAAGGAAAACGUUCGAAGGGGCGUUUCCUCUACUUGUUCGAUUGGAAUGCUAAAUCCCGGAAGAAGUUGUUCUCUAACAGUUCUGAAUCAUUUGAAGAAUCUAGCCAAGGGAAGGAAAGUGUUGACAAUUUGGCAAUUUCUCAGUAUCUUUUGAGGGAGCUGUCUGAGAAUGGCGAUCGUUCUUCUUUCAGAGGAAGUGGCAACUAUAGUUGUGCAUCAUCAGUAAUUGGGGAUGAUGGAUAUGGAAAAAAAGCCCCAGGGGUGGUUGCCAGGCUUAUGGGGUUGGACUCAAUGCCUACUACAACUUCAUGUGAGACAAGUUCUUUUGCAUCUUAUGAAACUCAUGCUAUUGAGAAUUCUUAUUAUCCUGGAGGUGCUACUCCAUUUGAACUUGAGCAUCAUAUGAUGGGCUAUAGCUAUGCACCCAGCAGAAUGGAAGGUAUGCCUUGGAAUUCUGUGGAUUCAAGAGUUAACAAGGUUCAUGGUCGGCCACCUGAGAGGUUUCAGACUGAGGUAUUGCCUCCAAGGUCUGCCAAACCAAUUUCAAUUACUCAUCAUAAGCUCUUGUCUCCAAUCAAGAGUCCAGGGUUCGUACCUACAAAGGACGCAGCUUACAUAAUGGAGGCAGCUGCAAGAAUCAUUGAUUCUGCUCCUCAGCCAACUGGGAGGGCCAAAGUUCCGUCUGUGGGUUCUCCUUCAUCGUCAUUUAGGAUUCAAGAUCUAAAAGACAGAAUGGAUGCUGCACAGAGAUCAUCCAGGCUACCUGAGUCCUCGAAGACACCAAAGCUGUCUGCCCCUGUAGAGCAAGUGAGAAGAACAACAUCUGAUAGGGCUAGUCGUAAGUCUUUGUUUAAAAACAUUAUGAGUUCACAAGCAAGCAGCUCCUUGAAAGCGAAAAAUAAAGGUAAGUCAGUUCCUUUGGCUGUUCAAGAUAAAGCCAAUAUGGACAAAAAAGUUGGUUCAGCAUAUGGUGACAGUAGGAGUCAACAGCAGAAGGAGCGUAAGAAGCUCAAAGAAAAGGAGACAAAUACACAAAAGGCUGGUCCAACUAGGACUUCAAGGAAGAAGAGUUCUGGUGUGCUGAGACAAAACAAUGAAAAGCAGAACAGUGUUUCUCGCAAAGACCCAUCAACAGCCAAAAAUACAUUUUCUGAUCAGCACCCUAGAAAAUUUUUACCUGGGGAAAAUUGUGCUGGUCCAAGUAAAAUUGUAAGUAAAGUAUUCGUGAAUGCUGAAAAUGGAUCAAAGAAAGUUGUGACAGCUAGUGCAAUGGACCGAAAACCUCCACGGAAUGGUGUUAGUGAAAGGAGGCCUUCGCUGAAUAGAAUGAAGAAUAUCUCAAAAAGCAAGCAGUGCUCAAACAAAGAUAACGGCUUACGAGAGAAAGUACUGGAAAACAGUGAUGAGAGAGCUGUACAAUGUGAUCUAUCAUUUCAAGGGAACUCAAGGAAGGACAUGGAUGUAAUUUCCUUUACUUUUACCUCUCCCAUAAAAAAAGCUGGAUCACAGUCUUCGUCAUCUGCCCCUGAAAUUAAUCAUCGUCCUCUUUGUGCUGAUUCUUAUGAUAAUGCUCAAUGUGAUACAAGCUCCUCAUCACCACGACGAGGAUUGAAGUUGAUUGAUAGUGGUUCUUUAAGUCUUCUUUUGGAGCAAAAGCUCAGGGAAUUAACCGACAAAAUUGGGUCAACCAAAUCUAAUUUGAUGACGGAAGAUCCAGAUACCAACACUGUAUCUUCUCUGUCUGAAUCAAUUUUAUCACAUGAUGUUGUGGCCCCUUCUUCAAUGGAUUAUGAUGAUUGGUCUGAUAAAGAAGAAACAAGUGCUACAUGUGAGGAUGAUUGCUCUUCGUCUAUCAUAACUAAAUCAAGCCAGAAUUGGGAGGAUUUUGAAGGUAUUGAAGAGCAGAGUGCUAGCAGCACUAACAGAGUUGAAGGCAGUGAAGAAUCUCAUAUUGAACAUCCUAACAUCUCAAUUGCAGAAUGUUCAAUGUCGGGAAGUUGGAUGUCGUCAACUACUGCCACCGAUGUCACUCAUGGAAAUGCUCAGCCUACAUCACCUAAAUCUCAGGAAGUUAUGAGCUGCAUGUCCAGUGAAAGUGUCCAUCCUAGAGAAGAUGAGGCAGAUUUUACCGAUGCAUCAUCGUAUUGGGAAUUAGAAUACGUGAGACACAUGCUUCACUAUGCAGGAUUGAAUAGAUUAACAUUGGAUGAGGAUUGUGGAAACAUAGACCCUGAUCUCUUUGAUCUGUUGGAAAAUCUGAUUAAUACAUCAGCCAGAUAUGCAGAACCAUGUUCAAAGCUUGAACGGAAAAUCUUGUUCGAUUGUGUUACUGAAAGUGUUAAUACAAAGUAUGAACGUGCUUUUCUUGGAAGUUACAAAUUAUGGGCUAAAUGGGAAAUGCUGCUUCAGAAUGAGUGGUUAACUGAGGAAGUGUUUAAGGAGAUUAUAUGUUGGCAAAAGAUGGGAAACUUAAUGGUAGAUGAGCUUGUGGACUGGGAUAUGAGUACUCAGCAUGGAAGAUGGCUCGAUUUUGAAAUUGAAUCACUAGAAGAGGGUAUGGAGAUUGAGGAGGAUGUAGUAGAAUAUUUAAUCGACGAGCUCGUUGCUGAUCUAACUGUAUAGAGUUAUUCUAGAUAGUAGCUUUUUAACACAUCUAACCCUAAUGUACAAUGUCUAGAAGUACAGAUCGUUCAGUUGAUCUUAUUACAUCUUUCCUAAUUGUAAUAUGGUAGAUGAAGCUAUUCUUUCAAAAGAAAUUUGCACAAUGAAAAAUGGCUCCUUAUUUCAGGCUAUAAACGACUCCGAUGUUGGCAUCAGAACUUCCCUCAAAUGCAUAUUUAACAGGACUUUCUCAUUUCACAAGAGCAAACUGUAGCUCUUACGCCAGUAGCAGGAGUUGGAGGCGUCUUUCGUUUCGAUAAAAUGAGGACUAGAAUCUUAUUAGAUAACGAUGUUCGAGAGAAGGGAGCAGGAAAUAGAUGGACAGGUAUGUGCGCAAUGGAUAUAGGUGUGUGAUAAUGAUGCAAGAAGCACUUAAUCCAAGCUGGGAUAGUGAUAAAUCAUACUAAAACUAAUAGUACUGGGUAGAAUUUAUAUUCUUGGCCUCUUUGAUUGUAAUGUGGUCCUGCAUUUGCUUAUAACAGGAUAGUACUAAUUUGGCA
This is a messenger RNA of Beta vulgaris subsp. vulgaris (sugar beet), 3502 nucleotides long. RefSeq lists its product as hypothetical. The coding region runs from base 333 to 2963 and encodes 876 amino acids. NCBI's taxonomy places the organism in Eukaryota, Viridiplantae, Streptophyta, Magnoliopsida, Caryophyllales, Amaranthaceae. The transcript has 6 exons. The record is from RefSeq and is a predicted model, not a curated record.